GCUUGCAUUUAUGAGUUAGAUUUAUAUGCACAUCCUCUCUGGCGUCUUUUUGACAAAAUAGAAUAUUCAAUCAAUGAUCUUAGUUCCGAUUCUUUAUUCAAGGCAGUAAUCGAAAACGAUGAGAAUUUGGAAGAAAUAAUGAGUGACGAAGAGUUAACAAAUGAGGAAUCAGAAAAUUCAUCUUCAGACGAAGAUUCAUCUGGGGAUUCGACUGUUAGUUCCGAAGAACUACUAAAAAUGAAAAAACGAAAUAAUUAA
Molecule: messenger RNA, 258 nt
Organism: Ambispora leptoticha
Lineage: Eukaryota; Fungi; Glomeromycota; Glomeromycetes; Archaeosporales; Ambisporaceae
Source: the annotation of a GenBank genome assembly